AAAUUUGUUCAAGUUCAGUCUUUUAUUGACUUGUCAACCCAGCUAAGUCUUCACAAAGAACUGAUGAGAGAAUGGGCAUUAUCAUGGUGUUUUAUUUCAUCCUGCAGCUACCAUGUCCCAUACGAUCAGCAUCACCGUUCGAAGCAGGUGAGACUGGUUGUGAAGAAACAUGUGGGGCUGUUGCUAUUCCUUACCCAUUUGGAAUCAAAACCGGAUGCUAUUACAAUUCAUGGUUUAGAGUAACUUGCAACAAAACUGUUAAUGGGACAAAGCCUUUCAUCACUCGCAUCAAUAUGGAGCUCCUUCAUUCACGUUGGUCAUUCGAAGAUAACGUAGUCACCGUCAACAAUCCAGUGACUUAUCUAAAUUGCGAUGAUAAAGGAAACAAUGGCACUACUACUGCUUCAAGUGUCAACCUACAAGGCAGUCCAUUUUUCUUCUCAAGUGAACACAAUUCAUUCGGAUCAGUAGGUUGCGGUUAUUUGGCCAUGAUUUUUCGCAACAAUCAAACUGAUCCCAUCGCUUUAUGCCUACAACGAGGAUGUGAGGAAGCAGUUUCUUCUAAAUUAGCUGGCUGCCUUGCUACGGUUCCUGAAAACCUCGCUUCCUAUACAACAGCCUUGAGGUCAAUGGCAGAGAUCAUAAGUCCCGAGGAAAAAGAAUUCAGCAAGGGAUGCACAUCUGCUUUCAUGUUUGGUCACUCUACUGAGUUAUCAGAAAUAAGCAUUGAUAUGACGCAUGUUCCGGAAACGCUGGAGUGGAAUCCGGUCAGUUGCGAUUUGGAAGCCUCACUAUGCUCAACACUAGGACGACAUCAUGUAUUUCCUUACAAAACAAGCUGUAAUGAAAGAUGUGGGAAUGUUGAUAUUCCAUUUCCAUUUGGAAUUAAAGCGGGCUGUUACAAGAGUAAAUGGUUCAGAGUAACUUGCAACAAAACUGCUGAUGGUGACAAGCCUUUCGUAAGUAGCAUAAAUAUGCAACUUCUCAGUGUUUCUUUUUACGAAGGCACAGUUCUCGUCAACAAUUCAGUAACUUAUUCCAACUGCCCUGGCAAAGAUCGAGAAAAUAAUGAGGGUAGUGUUAACCUAACAGGCACCCCAUUUUUCUUCUCACAUAUCUUCGACAGCUUCAUGUCUAUAGGUUGCGGCGAUUUGGCUACUUUUCUUCAUAGUCCGACUAAUGAUCAUCGUAUUGGUGGCUGCAAGCUACCUCCUUGUGAGAAUAAUAUGACUUCCAUUUUUAGAUGCGCUGUCAAUAUUCCGUCGGGUCUUAGUUCUUUUGUCGCAAAUAUCACACAGAUUUAUCCUAAUAAUGGCAGCAAGAGAUCAUGCACUUCUGCUUUCAUUGUUGACACACGUUUUCUUGGUUUCCCCGAGUCAAAUUCUGACCACAAUGACACAACAACCAAUCGUAGUUGGACGCAUGUUCCCACAACACUGCAAUGGGGUAAAACAAAACGUGGGCUCUGUGAGUUGGGAGAAAAGGCUGGCACCCUUUGUAGCCCCGAUGGUCGAUAUUGUUGGACAAGCUUGAGCCAAAUGCAUCUAUGUGUUUGUACCUCGGAUUACUAUGAUGAUCACUAUGAUUAUCUUUCCACUGAUGUAUGCCAAGAGAAAGGUGAAUGUGUGGAUACGAAAUAUAAAAAUUGUUUUAUGCUUUGUUUGAAUGCUGAUGGCAACAAUUGUUCGUCAUGUCCUGAUGGAUACAAAUACUCGAAAUUGGAACAUAUGUGCAGGCAUGUUUCGGAUUCAUCUGAGUUUCGAACAAAAAAGUCUAAAAGAUCUCAAAAUUUGCCAGUCAUUAUAGGUUGCAGCACUAGUAUUGGGACAAUAGUUGUGCUAAUUGGUACAUGGCAUAUGCACAAACUAAUAGAGAGAAGAAACAACAUCAAGUUGAAGCAGAAAUACUUUAAAAGAAAUGGAGGCUUACUUCUGCAACAACAAUUGUCCAAUAAUAAAGGUAAUGUUGAGAAAAUAAAGUUGUUUGCUUCAAAGGAACUGGAAAAGGCAACAGAUUAUUAUAACGAGAAUCGAAUCCUUGGUAGAGGCGGCCAAGGAACUGUGUUUAAAGGGAUGUUAACGGAUGGAAGCAUUGUAGCAAUUAAGAAGUCAAAAAUGACAGAGGACAAGAAACUAGAUGAAAAUGAGCUUAAACAGUUCAUUAAUGAGGUGAUGAUUUUAUCACAAAUUAACCAUAGAAAUGUGGUAAAGCUUUUAGGAUGUUGCCUAGAGACAAAAGUGCCAUUGCUGGUUUAUGAGUUCGUCCUCAAUGGAACACUCUCUCAACUCCUACAUGUGCCAAACGAAGAGUUCCCACUGACAUGGGAAAUGCGUUCACGAAUUGCAAUUGAAAUUGCUAACGCAUUAUCUUAUUUGCAUUCAGCUGCUUCUGUUCCUAUUUAUCAUCGAGACAUCAAAUCUAGCAACAUACUUUUAGAUGAUAAAUAUAGAGCAAAAGUGUCUGAUUUUGGAACUUCAAGAUCUGUUGCACUUGAGCAAACUCAUGUAACCACUCGAGUUCAAGGAACUUUCGGAUACUUGGAUCCUGAAUAUUUUCGAUCAAGUCAAUUUACAGAAAAGAGUGAUGUUUAUAGUUUUGGAGUUGUUCUUGUUGAACUUAUAUCAGGACAAAAACCCAUCUCUUCAUGUCAAUCAGAGGAAGUGGUGAGAAGCUUGGCAAACUUUUUUCUACACAAAAUGAAGGAGAAUUCCUUACUCAACAUUGUUGAUCCUCUGGUAAUGAAUGAUAAUGCAGUAGAAGAAAUUGUAGCAGUUGCUAAGCUAGCAAAAAGAUGCUUGAAUCUGAAUGGAAAGAGAAGACCUACAAUGAAACAAGUUGCAUUGGAGCUAGAGCGGAUUAGAUCUUCAGAAGAAGCUAAUUUCAUUCAACAAAUUGCAGAUGAAGAUUCUGACAUGGAUGAAAUGAUUGAAGCUUUGAUUGCUUCCUUUUCAACGUCUGGUUCAUUUCUAAAAGAUAGUGCAAAUUUGUCAAUAGAUGCAUAG
Molecule: messenger RNA, 3002 nt
Organism: Gossypium arboreum
Lineage: Eukaryota; Viridiplantae; Streptophyta; Magnoliopsida; Malvales; Malvaceae
Product: wall-associated receptor kinase-like 8
Exons: 4
Coding region: 72-3002 (976 amino acids)
Biological process (GO): cell surface receptor signaling pathway; protein phosphorylation
Cellular component (GO): plasma membrane
Molecular function (GO): polysaccharide binding; ATP binding; protein serine/threonine kinase activity
Source: RefSeq, a predicted model, not a curated record